AUGGUCCGAUCAUCCCUGAAUAAUUUACGUGCCGUUAUUCUUCGAACAAGGGUGGAUCGGAUGCAACAAAUACAACCCAGAAGUCCCCUCCAUCACACUUACAUACUCUCCCAAUUCUUCGCUAUUACGAUCAUGCUCGAGACAGUCCCACUUGAGCUGAUCCCGCCCACGCACUCCGUCCAUGUCGGCUUCUACCGCAACGUCCGCAACUCGGCAAAAUUACAAUCGCACCUCCUCGCCCGCAACACGGACUUCGAAUACGCCUUUGUCGACGCCUCCGUCGUGUCCUCUCGCGUCCACCUCUUAUCCGCCGCUUUCAGGGCGCUCACAGCUCAACUAUCCGGGACCCUCAGAACCCCGAAUGUCCACUCGGAACUUGUCACUUCCCUGAGCCCUUCGCAUAAUAUCGCGGAUGCAUACCGUCGCUUCGGCAUCGGCCCCGACACGAAAGAUCUCCUCGUCGUCAAGAUCACCUUCCCCACCGAUGCUGUCCCUACCCCGCCCUCGCGCGAGCAAAUCCAGAAGCACCUAGACGAGAAUGUCGAGGGCACGCCCACUGACUUCUCCGACGAGGCCAUUGCGGAGGUUACGGAUUGGGGGAAGGUGAAGAAAUAUUACAAGCUCAACGGGUUGCCGUGGCUCGACGCCAUCAAGGAUCAAGAAGAGAGCAGGGGACAGAUGCAGGGGCUUGUGUUGGGGGCUAUGGCGCUGCGUGGUGUCUAGAUGCCGUGGGACUUUUUUUUUUCUUCGAGAACGGCCAGAAACUAAAAGAAAAAAGGAAAGAAAAGAAAAGAAAAGAAAAGGCAGAUGGUGCGGAAUCGUUGCAAAGUCCCGGCCCCAUGAUAGUAGACCGAUUUCUCGAGGUAAAGUAACAUCAAUUCGCUCUUGCUAGACGUUCUAUCCUCUAACCAUGCGCAGUUGGACUCGGCAUGGGUCGGUGUCACGUUCCCUAUCGCUCUCGCUUCUCCCCCAACGCCCAACAGACAAACAGACAGAAAAGAAAAGGGAU
This is a messenger RNA of Sodiomyces alkalinus F11, 1009 nucleotides long. Its product is annotated as CGI121 protein. Gene Ontology annotation, cellular component: nucleus; cytosol; EKC/KEOPS complex. The transcript is spliced from 4 exons. The coding region runs from base 1 to 723 and encodes 240 amino acids. NCBI's taxonomy places the organism in Eukaryota, Fungi, Ascomycota, Sordariomycetes, Glomerellales, Plectosphaerellaceae. The record is from RefSeq and is a predicted model, not a curated record. Gene Ontology annotation, biological process: tRNA threonylcarbamoyladenosine modification; telomere maintenance via recombination.